AUGCUGGGUGCGUUUUUCACCAACUUCACCUUGCAGGAGGAGCCCCGUUAUAUUCUUUUUACCCACAUGCUGAUCAAUGAUACUGCCAGCCUGAUCAUAGGACUCUUUCUCUUCUUCACCUACUCAUUUCGAAUUUACUUCCCUGUGCCAGUUUGCUACAUAUUAGUGACUGCAUCUUCCGUGGCCUUCAAAGUGACCCCAUACAACCUAGCGGUGAUGUGCUUGGAACGCUUUGUGGCCAUCUGUUUCCCAUUACGACACACAGAGUGGUGCACCCCUCAGAAGACCUUAUUGGCCAUUGUGGCCAUUUGGAUAAUUGGGUUGAUACCUAACGUGAUCGAUUUCAUAAUUUUGUGCUCUUCAGUUCGUAGUGAUUACUUCUUUGUUUACUGUUUCUGUGUAAGAGCUGAUUUAAUUAGGAACGGAGCCCAAGAUACCGUGAGGACUUUGACCCACAUCUCUGGCUUUUCUUUGGUGGGGUUCAUCAUUGUGUUCACCUACAUCAAUAUCAUGUUGGUUGUUAUGAAAUUUGGCUCAGGAAAAACAGUAGCUUCCAAGGCUGGUAAAACAGUCAUGCUCCAUGCGUUUCAGCUUUUGCUUUAUAUGACCGCCUUCUUCUACAACGUGAUCGAAGUGUACCUGAGAAAAUACUUCCUUUUGUUACCAUUGAUCAAUUUUUUCUUCUUCAUGUUUCUCCCACGGUUCAUUAGUCCCUUAAUCUAUGGCUUUUGGGAUGAAGAAUUCUUCAAAUACAUAAAGCGAAUUGUCCUUUGUAAAUCUCUACGAACUUUCCCAAAUUCUGGGACAAUUUAA
This is a messenger RNA of Bufo bufo (common toad), 813 nucleotides long. Its product is annotated as odorant receptor 131-2-like. The coding region runs from base 1 to 813 and encodes 270 amino acids. Gene Ontology annotation, biological process: G protein-coupled receptor signaling pathway. NCBI's taxonomy places the organism in Eukaryota, Metazoa, Chordata, Amphibia, Anura, Bufonidae. The record is from RefSeq and is a predicted model, not a curated record. The transcript has a single exon. Gene Ontology annotation, molecular function: G protein-coupled receptor activity. Gene Ontology annotation, cellular component: membrane.